GGCUUGUUGGUGUCAUGGCGUCAUCUAUGGUGAAUUUAUUUUUCAACGACAAAUAAUAAUACGCUCUUUCUCACCAGCAAUAAAAAGAAGCACAAGCCGGCCUGCUUCGAAUAGAUAAUAUCACAUCUCAUUAAUCGACAUGGGGACUGUCCACGCCAGGAGCUUGGAUCCUCUUCCCAUGAGUGGACCUGAUUUUGUGGUUCACGGAGAUGAUGCAGAACUGAUAGGAGUGGAACCUGAAGCUAAACAUGAAGUUCUAGAAAAUAAAGACGUGGUAGUCCAGCAUGUUCAUAUCGACGGGCUGGGCAGAACGAAAGAUGACCUCCUUGGGUAUGAAAUAGCUGAGGUCUUUACAGCUACAAAUCUUAUUGAUGUUAUGAAGAAGUCCCAUGAAGCUCGGGAGAAACUGAUGCGCUUGGGGAUUUUCAGACAAGUAGAAGUUGUGAUUGACACCUCCGAUGGAGAAGAUGCAUUGUCUAAUGGUGUAGAUGUAACAUUCGAAGUAGCUGAAUUAAGGAGACUAACUGGAAGCUACAAUACAAUGGUUGGCAACAAUGAAGGGAGUAUGGUUCUGGGCCUUAAGUUGCCCAAUGUGUUAGGCCGCGCAGAGAAGCUCACCUUUCAGUUCUCCUAUGGUACCAAAGAAACCUCCUACGGACUGUCAUUCUUCAAGCCUCAACCAGGACACUUUGACCGAAAUUUAUCCAUUAACAUGUAUAAAGUAAGUGGACAGUUUCCAUGGAGCUCACUUCGAGAGACUGACAGAGGAGUCUCCACUGAAAUUAAUUUCCCCAUUUGGAAGACCAGUCACACCUUAAAGUGGGAGGGCGUGUGGAGAGAGCUGGGCUGUCUGGCUCGGACUUCAUCCUUUGCUGUUAGAGAAGAAAGUGGACAUUCAAUCAAAUCCUCUAUCUCGCACGCCAUGGUCAUUGACACACGGAAUUCUGCCAUCCUGCCCAGACAAGGUGCCUUACUGAAAAUGAACCAGGAGCUAGCAGGCUACACUGGAGGUGAUGCAAGCUUCCUGAAAGAGGAUUUUGAGAUCCAGCUAAACAAACGUCUUUGCUGGGACUCGGUUCUGUCGACAUCCCUUUGGGGUGGUUUGUUGGUACCUAUUGGAGACCAGCCAUCCUGCAUUGCUGACAGGUUUUAUUUGGGAGGUCCAACCAGUGUCAGAGGUUUCAGCAUGUACAGCAUUGGACCUCAGAGUGAAGGUGACUACCUUGGUGGUGAAGCUUUCUGGGCUGGUGGCAUGCAUCUCUACACACCCCUCCCUUUCCGCCCAGGCCGCGGGGGCUUUGGAGAUGUUUUCAGAACCCACUUCUUUCUCAACGCAGGGAAUCUGUGCAGUCUCAACUAUGGUGAGGGUCCACGAGCUCAUCUCCAGAAACUGGCAGAAUGCAUCCGCUGGUCCUAUGGUGCAGGAAUAGUACUGAGACUGGGCAAUAUAGCAAAACUGGAGUUAAAUUAUUGUAUUCCUAUGGGAGUGCAGAGUGGAGACAGGAUAUGUGAUGGUGUCCAGUUUGGUGCCGGGAUCCGGUUUCUGUGACAGAGUAUACCUGAGAAUCAAGCACUUAAUGUGAAGUGUGUACUCUUUUUAAAUUAUUCUGUCAGUGAAAUCCAUCACUGAUGCUCAUGAUAACCCAAAUCACCUGUUCUGUCCUAGAAUAAAUGCUAUUGUGCUCGAUUUUGAAAAAUA
Molecule: messenger RNA, 1699 nt
Organism: Polyodon spathula (Mississippi paddlefish)
Lineage: Eukaryota; Metazoa; Chordata; Actinopteri; Acipenseriformes; Polyodontidae
Product: sorting and assembly machinery component 50 homolog A
Exons: 15
Coding region: 140-1549 (469 amino acids)
Biological process (GO): protein insertion into mitochondrial outer membrane; mitochondrial respiratory chain complex assembly
Cellular component (GO): outer membrane; SAM complex
Source: RefSeq, a predicted model, not a curated record